Hansenula ciferrii is the source of this 2154-nucleotide messenger RNA. RefSeq names its product mRNA-binding ribosome biosynthesis protein NOP4 (gene NOP4). The coding region runs from base 1 to 2154 and encodes 717 amino acids. The record is from RefSeq and is a predicted model, not a curated record. Gene Ontology annotation, molecular function: RNA binding. NCBI's taxonomy places the organism in Eukaryota, Fungi, Ascomycota, Saccharomycetes, Phaffomycetales, Wickerhamomycetaceae. The transcript has a single exon.
AUGAGUGCCACUGAUAAGGAAACGAAUAGUACCAUUGCCAAAGCUGGUGAAAAUUUGGAUUUAAAAACCUUAUUCGUUCGUUCAAUACCUUUUGAUGCUACUUCAGAACAAUUAUCAGAUUUUUUUUCACAAUUUUGUCCUGUUAAACAUGCAAUUAUAGUUACUGAUAAUGAAAAAAAUUCAAGAGGUUUUGGGUUUGUUAGUUUCUCAUUAGAUGAUGAUACCAAAACUGCUUUGGAACAAUCAAGAAAGAAUAAAUUUCAAGGUCGUUUAUUAAGAGUUGAUAUCGCUAAAAGAAGAGAUCGUAAAGAUAAAGAUGUUACACAUGUCAAACCUGAAAAGGAAGCUAUUGAAAAAAGAAGAGCUAGAUUGAUUAUUCGUAAUUUACCUUGGUCUGUUCGUGAUCCUGCUGAAUUAAAGAAAAUUUUCCAAAAAUAUGGUGCUGUUACUGAUGCUAUCAUUCCAAGAAAGAAAGGUGGUAAAAUGAGUGGGUUUGGAUUUGUUACUAUGAAGAAAAACUCAAGUGCUGAAAAUGCCAUUAAAGGUUCUCAAGGCCUUAAAAUUGCUGAUAGAGAAGUUGCUGUUGAUUAUGCUAUUGAAAAAUCCAAAUGGGAAGCAUAUAAACAAGAUAAUGAAGAUGAAGAAGAAUCCGAUGAAGAAGAAUCUGAAGAUGAAGACGAAGAUGAUGAAAGCAAAGAUGAAGAUGAUGAAGAUGAAGGUGAAGAAACUACAAAUAUCGAAGAUGAGGAUUCUGAAGAUGCUGAUGUCGCAGAAGAAGAAGAUGAUGAUAGUGAUGUUGAUUUAGAUAGUGAUGAAGAAAUCGAUGAAGAAGAAGAAGAAAAAGAAGAAAAACCAAGAGAACAAAAGAAUAGACAAGAUCAAUUCAGUAUAUUCGUUCGUAAUUUACCAUAUGAUGCUGAUGAAGAUACUUUGAAAGAACAUUUUGAACAAUUUGGUCCUGUUAGAUAUGCCUUACCAGUUAUAGAUAAGGAAACUGGUUUAGCUAAAGGCACUGCUUUCGUUGCUUUCAGAAAAGAAGAUGCUUAUACUAAAUGUUUAAGUGAAGCUCCAGAUGCUUCUUCAACUUCUAUCUUAAUUUCAGAUGAUGUUUCACCUGCAUAUGUUUAUCAAGGUCGUAUUCUUUCAAUAACGCCAACAGUCUCAAGAGAAUCUGCUUCAUUUUUAACUGAAAAAAAUGCACAAAAAAGAAGUGAAAACUUUGGUAAAGCUCCUGGUGAAAAAGAUAGACGUAAUUUAUAUUUAUUAAAUGAAGGUAGAAUUACAACAAGUUCAAAAUUAGCUUCUGCUAUUACACCAAUUGAUUUAGAAUUAAGAGAAAAAUCUUAUAAAUUAAGAGUUCAACAAUUAAAUAAGAAUCCAUCAUUACAUUUAUCACUUACAAGAUUAGCCAUUAGAAAUCUACCAAGAGCUAUGAAUGCAAAAGCUAUGAAAGCACUUGGUCGUAAAGCUGUUGUUGCUUUCGCAACUGAAGUUAAAGAUGGUAAAAGACAACCAUUAAGUAAAGAAGAAAUUCAAAGAUCUGUUAAAGAAAAGGCUAAAUUAGAAGAAGAUGGUGAAGUUGAAAGUAAAAGAACCAAAAAACUUGGUGUUGUUAGACAAGCUAAAGUUAUUAUGGAAGUUAAAGGUUCAGGUGAUCAAGGUCGUAGUAGAGGUUAUGGUUUCUUGGAAUUCAGAGAUCAUAAAACUGCAUUAAUGGGGUUAAGAUGGUUGAAUGCUCAUAAAGUUUCAGAAGAAGAAAUCUUAGAAGGUCUUACAGAUGAAGAAAAGAAAAACGUUAAACUUGAUCCAGCUAAAAAGAGACAAUUGAUUGUUGAAUUUGCUGUUGAACAUGCUAAUGUUGUUAAAAGAAGAAGAGAAAAAACUUUCCAAGCUAGAACUGCAGGUGGUUAUAAAAGAAAGAGAGAAGAUGGUUCAGAGGAAACUAGUGGUGAAACUUCAAAUUCAAAUCGUGAAAGACUUGAACCACAAAAAAAAAUGUAUAAAGCUGAUAAAGCAAAAGGUAAAAGAAAUCCAGCUAAAAAGGGUAAUAUGAACAAAGGACCAAAAGAAAAUCAAAAUAAAUCUGGUUUAGAUGAUGACACUAAAAAAUUGAUUGGUAUGAAACGUAAAAGAAGACAACAAAAGCAUAAAUAA